Cooperia oncophora is the source of this 591-nucleotide messenger RNA. Lineage: Eukaryota; Metazoa; Nematoda; Chromadorea; Rhabditida; Trichostrongylidae. The record is from the annotation of a GenBank genome assembly.
AUGAUGGAUGAAGUGCGUUUACGUGACAUCAUCGCUAAUUCAAUCGUCGUUCCAGUAUAUGAAGAGGACGUUAUUUAUGAAACUGCACCUCCUCAGGAUACCCGAGAAGAAAAUCAACAACGUGAAAUAGCUAUGCAAACCCUGGACACACAUCCACGGGAACCGAAGACCGUUGCAGUUGUUCCGGAAAACGACGAACAGCACAUAGAAGUCAUCGAUGUAGGCGAAAACGAUGAGAAUAUGCAGAUGACGGUAGUGAACGAUGCAAGCCCUUCUGUGGCGAUGCCACUACUUGAACAGGACAUUUCCAUUGAGAACGAGCCUGCUGGAAGUUCCGACGCCAAGCAGAAGAAGAAGAAAAAGAAGCGAAAAUUGGAUGUGGAAACGAAUGGUAAGGAGGAAGAUGUUAUUGUACUAGAUAACGAUAUGGAUAUCCUAGAAGUCACGGAAUCAUCUUCUUCUUCUAAAACUGACUCUUCUUCGAGCGAUGAUAAAAAAUUAAUAGAAGCGCAACGCCAGGAAAUCCAACGGUUGAAGAAAAUCAAUGCGGAACUCUACAACUUUAUGGCAUCAGAGUUGACAAAAAAGUAA